Xyrauchen texanus (razorback sucker) is the source of this 1647-nucleotide messenger RNA. RefSeq lists its product as uncharacterized. The transcript is spliced from 9 exons. The coding region runs from base 1 to 1647 and encodes 548 amino acids. The record is from RefSeq and is a predicted model, not a curated record. NCBI's taxonomy places the organism in Eukaryota, Metazoa, Chordata, Actinopteri, Cypriniformes, Catostomidae.
AUGCCAGGGCCAGCUAAUAAAUCAGGGUGCCAGAAGAGAAAGGAGAAGAAGAAGAGGGAGCUGGCAAGGGCUUUAGACCCAAACAAAAUUCGACUGACCAACUUUUUUCAGUCAGCUCAGAAACCUGUCAGUGCUCCCAGUCAGGCUAACGAUAGCCAGGAGGCUAUUAGCGAGAGAGCCACCACCAAUUGCGUUUAUGUGAAUGUAGAUCUGACCUUGGUGGAGGAGAGGGAUCUGGUGAAAUACCUCAAACUUAUCCAAAGUCGGAAGUUAAUGAAGGGCAUCAAAGAAGGACUUGUUACUCUUAAUAUGGAGUUGGUCUCUGUUCCUGAUCCAAGUGCUCCAAGUUCCCCAACUCCAUGGUCUCCAAACACAACAUUCCAGCCUCCAAAUCAGCUGUUGCCCAGCCCUCCAAGCACUGCCCCAAGCACAUCAAGCGCUUCACAGCCUGGCGUACCAUGGCAUGUUGACUUUCGUCUCAACUGGGACCAGGUGUCAUCAGCCAUUCGGCUUAGAGUGGAAAAAGAAGAAAGACCAUUGCCAGACGAGAGAAAGGCCUUCGUGGUCGUGCUUGUGGACCAAAUGAUGCAGCACGACCGCAACCCAACCAGAGCCAUGUGCCACAGCGUUGUGAGAAACAUUGUCAGGAGCAAUCCAAAAUCAUUUGGCGACAUUGGCAAGCACGGUGAUACUGCUGGAGACGGAUGUCACUCUCUUUUGCAACAAGUAAAAACGAGAGUGGAGAACAAAAAUAGGAAUAAUACUCUUGCUCAACGCCACAGAGAAAGAAGACCGUGCACGGGAAUGGCAGGAGAGGCCAGACUGGCAAGAGGUCCUGUUGACCAAUACGGGGGUGUCAGGUGGGGCCCAGCAGAUUGGCCAGAGGGGGAGACCGAGGCAACUUUGGAGAACAUGAAGAGGGAUCUGCUGAACAUUUACUCAGAGGAAGGAAUGACUGGGGCAGAGAGAGCAGAACCAAUGAUGGAAAAGACAUACGUCAUCCUGCGGAAAUACCUUAAAGUGCCUGCUGCAGCGAUGUCUGAGAUCAAACAGGAAUGGACAUUUCUCUUCUCUCAGAAAUGCCUAUUCUCACACUUUGGCCUCCUGACGGACGUCGAUGUCCUUCAGAAGCUACAGGAGGCAAUUAGUCGACGAGGACAGACCAUCCUGGAUUACUGUGCAACACUGGACGACCCCAAGAUCCGUGAUGUUCUGGCCUGCUAUGAUCCAGACUCUGACAAGGCUGCCUGCAUCCUGCUGCUCCUAAUGUUGUACUUCAAAGAGCCGAAAGAUUUUGAUCCAUGUGCCACUGCUGUGGACGUCAAUACUGCAGAACUCCCCAGCACCCCCUGCUUGAUCAUUCAAGGUGACAUGAUGAAGCCCUCUGGAUGGCUUAUAUCCAUCGAGGGACAUGUCGUGAUGGGCCCACACCCUUUCUUUUUACACAGAGUAGCUGCUUUCUUCAGCAGCUAUUACGUCUUCAACCUUGAGUAUCCUGCCGCUGGAUCGUCGACGCUGGAGUUCAUUCAAAGGUGCUUCCUGGGCAUCAAUCCUGAAAGAGGCUCAAAGACCAAGAAGUGGACAACAAUGAACCCUCAUGUGAGCACCCUUUUGAGGAAACUUAUUGACUUUGAGUGGGCAUCAUAG